UGCUGCCGAGCGUGUUCGUUUAACAUCUUCUCCGAAACGACUGAGGAAUUUUGGUGAAAUGAUGACUUUUCACAUGGACUGACCACUUACGAUUCCUAUUUGCACGUGUUUUAAUUUCUACCGCAGCUGUUGUACGCCUUUAUCAUGACGAGUGUUGUUCCACUCACCGAUAAACAACUCCACCAGCUGAGCAUCAGUAUCGGGAAGGCUGUAAAUCCUACGGAAACGCCCGUAAAAGAGAAACAUGUACGAAGUGCAAUUAUAGGUACACACCAGGAGAAGGGUGGAAUAUUUUUUUGGAUGUACAUGCUAAGACAGCCGUUGCAAGAGAAUCAAAUCGUCGCGUGGAAAUUUUGUCACGUGUUGCACAAAAUAUUGCACGAAGGUCACGACAAAGUGAUCUCGGACUCGCAACAGUAUCGCGGGAGAUUGGAAAAUCUUGGGAAAUUAUGGCAACAUCUGCGAGAAGGAUACGGUCCGUUGAUUCAGUUGUACAUAAGAUUACUGAUCACCAAAUUAGAUUUUCACAAGCGAAACCCACGCAUACCGGGAAAUCUUCAAGUUACACCGGAGGAACUGGAAUCCAUCGGAGAGAACGAUAUCAAUGUUUAUUUCCAAAUGUCCGUCGAAAUGUUCGAUUAUAUGGACGACAUUUUAAAUUUACAACGUGCAGUUACCACUUCUUUGAAGAACACACCCUCUAACUCAAUGACUGUCAGUGGACAGUGUCGGCUGGCUCCGCUAAUCCCGUGCGUCCUAGAUGCAUCUCAGCUGUAUGAUUAUUGUGUAAAGAUUUUAUUUAAACUUCAUGGUGCUCUACCUGCGGACACCUUAGCCGGUCAUCGUGACAGAUUUAACAAGCAGUUCCAAGAACUGAAGAAGUUUUACAAUACCGUUAAGCAAAGGCAGUAUUUUAAGCAUCUUAUAACGAUACCCGCGUUACCUGAGAAUCCACCAAAUUUUUUAAUACAAUCCGAGUUACGAACUUACGUUACGCCGAUAGUAGUAUUACCACCAGAGGAAUCAUUGGACUCUGAAACUGUCGUCGAUAGUCUCAUCGAUACUUCUGAUACAAGUUCGUUACCAGGUGAUCAACUAGAUUCCACGCGAAAUGGUUCGAUUUCACCGGACGCAAUAGCGGAAAGAGAAAGUCUCAUCGAUCAUUUACAGCAAGAGAACAAUCGUCAAAGACAAGAAUUACAUCGUGUAUUGACGGAUCAUCAACAGAUCGUGGGAGAGCUUCAAAUUCGUGUUACACAGCUCGAAUCGGAUUUACUUGUUAAAUGCAACGAAAUCGAACAGGAAAAACAAGUUAAUCAAGACUUUGUCAAGCAGAAAGCAGAUAUGAUGGUGAAAGUCCAUGAAAGCGAAGGAAAAUAUAAAAUAUUAGAGGAGAAAUUUCAAAAAUUGAAAGAUGCAUAUUCAAAGUUUAGAGAAGAACAUAUCAAUUUAAUUAGGAAGAAAGCUGAAGUGGAUAAACAAUUAGGAAAGCUGAAAAUGUCACAAGAACAAUCUGAGCGACGAACGGGAGAAGCAGAACGCCGUCUCGAGGAAUUAAUACAAGGUCAAGCUAUAACAGAACAAGAAGCGCAAAAAGCUGUCGAAGCUCAGCAUGAUUUGGAUGAUGUGAAGCGACAAUUGAAUGACACAAAAGCUGAAAACUUGGCUUUGAUUGCCAAAAAUGAUUUUAUAACUUCUGAAAAAACGGCUUUAGAGGGGGAUCUACACGAUUUAUUAGCACAGAAAGAAGAGUUAGAUUUAAAGAUUGAAAAGUUGGAAGUUGAAGCUGAUCGAUGCCGUAAUGAAAUGAAUACGUAUGCUGUCACCAUGUUGCACGAAUUACUAUUAAAUUGCAUUUCUGAAGCAGAAGAUAUUAUGCAAUAUUCAUUGAAUGCUGUUGAUAAUCCAGCAAUGUCAGAUUUAACUUGUACUCCGCAAUAUCUUGAAAGAUUAGAAGAACCAAUUCUAAAAGCGUUAGAUACUUUAGAUUCAUCGUACACCGGUUAUGUAUGCGAUACAACGAAUGGAAAAGUGCUCAUUAAAAGUGCAAUACAUGUUGCUUACAUUUUAGGACUUUACAUAAUUCAUGCAAAAUCUACAUCAAAUACGUCCAUUGAUAUCGCCUUGGGUGAUAAAUUGACUGACGAGUGCAAACAGUUAGGAUUACGAUCAUUAACGAUGUUUAAUUAUAUAAGAGAAAAAUCACCCGUCACUGUGGGCCAAAUCAACGAAGUAAAGCAACAAUUUAAAAAAGUAUGUGAACUUGCCGCUACAUUGUCUAACGCGCAAGGCAAUGUUGGAGUUAUUGGAAAUUUGGUAGAAAUGGAACUGUUGAGUAUGGAUAAAGCAAUCGAAGAAGCAGCAAAUAGAAUACAGGACAUGUUGACGAAAUCACGUGCAGCGGAUUCAGGUUUAAAAUUGGAAGUGAAUGGAAAAAUUUUAGACUCGUGUACAGAACUAAUGAAAUGCAUAAGACAAUUAGUUAAAAAAUCCCGAUUGCUGCAAGCAGAAAUCGUAGACCAAGGAAAGGGCACUGCCUCCGCAACAGAAUUUUAUAAGCGCAACCAUCAAUGGUCCGAAGGACUUAUAUCGGCAGCAAAAGCAGUAGCAAUGGGUGCUAAUUUCCUGUUGGAAGCCGCAGAUAAAGUUGUUUCCGGAAAUGGUAAAUUUGAACAAUUAGUGGUGGCAUCACAAGGAAUUGCUGCAACUACUGCUCAAUUGGUAGUUGCGAGCAGAGUAAAAGCCAGUAGAAAUAGCAGUAAUUUAGCUGCACUUUCUGAAGCAUCAAGGGAUGUAACACAAGCAACAGGAAGCGUUGUUGCAACAGCUAAAAAUUGUAGUCAACUUGUUGAAGAAAAUGAUGAUUUAGAUGUUACUAGGCUAACUCUGCACCAAGCCAAACGACUAGAAAUGGAAGCACAAGUUCGUGUGCUGGAAUUAGAGCAGGCUUUGGAGACUGAAAGAUUACGCUUAGCUGCUUUACGACGCUAUCAUUAUCGACUUGAAGGCGACAAAGAAUGA
Habropoda laboriosa is the source of this 3021-nucleotide messenger RNA. It is a transcript of the gene Hip1, whose product is annotated as huntingtin-interacting protein 1. The transcript is spliced from 17 exons. Gene Ontology annotation, biological process: clathrin coat assembly; endocytosis; actin filament organization. Gene Ontology annotation, molecular function: actin filament binding; clathrin-cargo adaptor activity; phosphatidylinositol-3,4-bisphosphate binding. The coding region runs from base 145 to 3021 and encodes 958 amino acids. Gene Ontology annotation, cellular component: clathrin-coated vesicle; actin cortical patch. NCBI's taxonomy places the organism in Eukaryota, Metazoa, Arthropoda, Insecta, Hymenoptera, Apidae. The record is from RefSeq and is a predicted model, not a curated record.